Molecule: messenger RNA, 2504 nt
Organism: Paramecium pentaurelia
Lineage: Eukaryota; Ciliophora; Oligohymenophorea; Peniculida; Parameciidae
Source: the annotation of a GenBank genome assembly
AUGAAAUCUAGUUAAUCUGACAGCAUUGAAGAAGAAUCAGGUAAUUGGAAUCUUUCUAGUCCCCAAGGACCUUAAAUUUCAUUACGAAAUACAUUUGCAAAUAAUUAACCUGAUUCCUCAGUUGGCUCACUUGAAUCUGAGAGAUUUUAAGGUAAAUCAGAAUAAUAAAAAUAAUAAUUCACUAUUGAACUUAGCCCAGAGGCUUAGCCUAUUAUUAAGAGAACUAUAAUAAGAACUAAUCCUUUACAAAAAUUGCAUUAGAUAGCUGCAAAAAAUAGAUUAGUAAAAUAAUUCAAAUAAAAUCUCCUCAUGAAUUCAUAUAUACUUUCCAAAGAUUAUUAGUAACAAUUGAUUUUAUUUAAAUAGAGAUAAAAUUAUAUAGUUUGAAUAAAUUUCGUAAAAUAAAAAUUUGGAUUACUUAAUUAGAAAAACUCAAAUUUCUAUUUUACCUGUUUUUGAGGCUUAUAGUAACUUAAUGAAAUCAUGGGAUGUUAUAAUGAUUUUUUAAUAAUUAUUACAAUUGUGGUUUCUACCUUUUAUAAUAAGUUUUUAUGGAUUUGAUUCGAAUAUUGAUAUAAUAAGAGAAUUUUUGAUUUUGAUGAUUUUACUAGACAUUAUUGUUUCAAUGAAUAGAGAGAUAUUUUAUAAAGGAAAUUAUAUAGGAAACCGGCAAUAAAUUUUUAGACAGUAUACAAAAAAUGGAUUAAUAGGAGAUGUAAUUUAAUUAAUAACUUGGUUUUGUUUUCUAUUUAUUUAUAAAAAUAUAGAAUAUAAAGCCUACUUAAUUUUAUUAGGAAUUUUAAUGGUAGUUUGCUGCAUUAAAUCACUAUUAAGAAAAACUGAAUAUUAUAUUGAUAGUUAUUAUAAUAAAGGGAAUCUUAGUAACUUUUUGGAUCUAUUUAUAUUAAUUCUAUAGAUUUAUUUUGUAGCACAUUAUAUGGCAUGUAUUUGGCAUUUUGUUGGAGAAAUGGGAAUUUCAUUUGAAAAAUCAACUUGGCUUAGUGAAUAUGGAUUUCUUGAUGAAUCAAUUUCUACUAAAUAUAAUUAUUCUUUUUAUUGGGCAACUAUGACUAUGGCUACAGUAGGCUAUGGAGAUAUUACUGGAAGAAAUAAUUAUGAAAUACUCGUAUCUAACAUUAUGAUGAUCUUUUCAAGUUGUAUAUUUGCAUAUUCAAUGAAUUCUAUAGGGAAUAUAUUAAAAAGUAUAAAUGAUUCCAAAUUGAAUUAUAGGUAUCAUUAAACAAUAAUUAUUUAGGAGAAUGAUAUCAUCAAUUAAUACUUAUAUGCAAAAAAAUUAAGUUGAUCACUAAGUAUAAGGAAAAGUGAGGAAUUAUAUUAAAUACUUAAAUUAAAGAGAACAAGAUUCUACUGAAGAUUUUGAAAGCUCAAUUUCUUAUUUACCUAAAGGUUUAUAAGCAGAAAUGAAAGAAGAUAUAGCAUAAAAAAUUAUUCAAAAAAUAAAAAUUUUAUAAUAAAACUUUUCUCAUUCCACUUUAAAUUUGUUAAUUUAACAUCUCAAAAUUUAAAAUUAUGCUCCAGGAGAAUAUAUUUAUCAUUAAAAUGAAUAAUAACAUUGCUUUUGUUAUAUUAAUUAUGGAGAAGUUUAAAUAAACGAGGAAUAAUCUCAAACUCAAAUUUAAGUAUUAAAACAAAAUAGUAGUUUUAAUGAAUAUUCAUUCUUCACAGAGUAAGUAACAAAAAGUAAUGCAUUGAGUAUUGGUUUUACAUAAAUUGUAAAAAUAAACAGAAAAGCAUUUCUAUCUAUCUUAAAAGAAAAUUAAAAAGAUUUAGAAUAAUUCUAUAAUAUUAAAGAUACUAUGCUAUAAUAUAAAGAUUAUUCUUUACUUUAGAAAAAAUGUUAUUAUUGUGGGUAUAUUAAACAUGAAACAAUUGAUUGUCCAUUAUUAACUUAUUAACCUAAUAAGAUGAAUGUAAUAAGAAAAUAUCAUAAAUCUUCUCAAUUAUAACCUAGAAAGUAUAUUCAAAGACAUUAUCAUUAUAUUCCAUCUAGAAAAUAGUAUUAAGAAAUUAAAAAUACAAUUUAAUAUGCUAGAGAGUAUUAUAUUUCAGAUUUAUUGAUGAAUGAUUCUUAACAAUUUAAUAAAAUUCAAAUAAUUUAAAAAGAAGAAAUUCCUCCUGAAUGUAAUUUGAAUGAAAUUAUUUCACCUAGUUAAAAAAAAGAUGAAACUGAAUAAACUCCAUAAAUUAUAUCUAAAUCAAGACUUCCAAGUAUUUCAACAGAUGCAAAUAAUUUAAGAAGAAUUAGUAAAUUUUAAAUUCCUUUAAAUCCAAAUCCUGAAGAAAAAAGAUAAUCAAAAAUUUAAUUAGACUAUUUUUCAAUUAAUUUUUCUGGAUUAGAAAUUGAUACAGUUUAAAAUUAUGAAAAAUAUAUGAUUCAUAACAAUUUCAUAAACAUUUUAAAAAGUUUCUAAAAAUUUAAAAGAAAAACUAAAAUUACAACUAGAAAAUAAAAAUUAAUGGAGUCAUUUAAUAAUGAAGAUUGA